AGAGGACAACAUGCUUAUAUAGAGAGAGAGUAAGCUCCGCGUUUUUUCUUUUCUUUUCUUUCUUUAAUGUGAUUUGUUGAACAACACUCGCGGGGAGUUUUCUUGCCCCAGCAGAAGGAAAUGUUCUUACACAUGAACCUUUCAGCAAGCCAGGCAGAAGGACAUGCGUGUGGAUUAGAUGCCAGGAGUUUGGCUGCCAGAGAAAGACGUUAUUGUUGUGACUUUCUCCUCCGCCCCUCGCUCGCUCCCACCCACCCCUCUCCGAGAGAAUCUCUGAGGAACGGAACCGGAGAAUACACACACGGCUUGCAGGAGGGUCAUUUGCAUCCGAACCGGACUGCAGUGAGGAGGGAGAGGAAGAGGGGGAGGAAGAGUCCUGGAGGUUAAAACACACUCAGGCAGGAGGAAGGUCAGGUGGAAACAGGUGACUGUCUAGACCAUGAAGGGGCUUGCCAGACUGAUUUUCCCACUCAUUCUUGUGCUGAUUUGUGAGGUGAAUGGACAGAGGCGCAAGCCUGGAAGAAAGCGUGCUACUCCUCCACCCUUUGAACCAGUUGAACCUACAGAAUUGCCUCCGCCUCUGCCACCUGGACCUCCCUCAGUUUUCCCAGACUGCCCUAGAGAAUGUUUCUGCCCUCCAGAUUUCCCUUCAGCCAUUUACUGUGAUAGCCGCAACCUGAGAAAAGUGCCCAUUUUCCCACCCAGGGCCCAUUAUAUCUACCUGCAGAAUAACUUCAUUGAUGAGCUUCCUGAGGAGUCCUUCAAGAAUGCCACAGAGCUGAGGUGGAUUAAUCUGGAUAACAACCGCAUCGCGAAGGUGAACAAGAAGGUGCUGGAUAGGUUAGAAAGCCUUAUGUUCCUGUACAUGGAGAAGAAUCAUCUUAGGGAAGUACCCAACAAUUUGCCUCCCAAUCUGGAACAACUUCGGCUGAGCAGGAACCGGAUCUCUAAGAUCCCUGGUGGUGUAUUCAACAACCUGAAUCACCUCAUCCUCUUAGACCUUCAUCACAAUGAGCUGAAUGAUGGAAACUUCAACAAAAAUACUUUCAAGGGGCUCAAGAACCUCAUGCAGCUCAACUUAGCUCACAACAGGCUACACAAGAUGCCACCUUCGGUUCCCAAUGCAAUCCACCAGCUCUUCCUAGACGAGAAUCAAAUCGAAGAUAUCCCCAACAACUACUUCAAAGAUUUCCCUAACUUGGCUUUUAUUAGGCUUAACUACAAUAAGCUCUCCGACAAAGGACUGCCCAAGAAUUCCUUCAACCUCACUAACUUGCUGGUGUUGCACUUGGCAUACAACAACCUCACCAACAUCCCCUACAUCAACUCCAGGCUGGAGCACCUCUACUUGAAUAACAAUUCCAUUGAAAAAAUCAACGGGACCCAGAUUUGCCCCAAUUCUAUGGUCGCUUUCCAUGAUCCGUCCUCAGAUUUUGAAAACGUGCCCCGUCUUCGCUAUCUGCGCCUGGAUGGCAACCAUCUGAAGCCACCGAUCCCCUUGGACCUGAUGAUGUGCUUCCGACUCUUGCAAUCUGUCGUGUUCUAAGCCACGCAGCAAUCGCCACUCCUCUGGGACUUUGGCUUUGCACAGUGACUUGAUUUCAGUCUAUGUUAGACAUGGGGAAUAUAUGUUAUCAUCCCUACCCUGACCUUGCUGCCCCAGUGCCUUCUCUUUACUGCUCCAUUCUGCUGCCUCCUCCUCCUUCUGUUGCAGGAAACUCUGCAGGUCUUGUUUUACACAGCAUCUUACGGAGUCUCCUAGGAGAGUUCCACAGAUUCCUCUUUGAUAUGUGUAUUAUCCACAGAAGUGCUAGAAGUCACAGUAAUACUGUCUUCUUAAAUACCAACUCCUUAAUUUGUCUCAAAAUUAGAGAAGAGAACAUACCCAGAUGCAGCAUUUGUGUUGUACUCUUGCUGUCUAACACUUCAGAUUGAGUUAUUUGCACCCACCCACCCCUAGCCAACAACAUCAAGCUUAUAAAAGAAGUUGGAUUUGUUAUUAUUAUCGAGACCAAAAAGAAGAAGAAGAGGAAGCAAUUUCAUUUAAAUAGGUAAAAUUUCAAAGUGCCAUUUGUCUAAUAAGGAUGCUGGAUCAAAAGGAAAGGGAUAUUCAAAUUUAUUCAUAAAUACCAUGGUAAUAGGAACACCAUACUGUGGCAUGUGCUAAUCAAUAGAUAAAAGUGCAUAGCUUUGUAUUCUGUGGAGCCAUGUGAAGUGCAUUGUGGGUACAAUGAAAAGUAACAAAGAACAGAUAUUCCCCCCUUUAUGCUCUUAUGGGAUGAUACGGGUGAUGGUAGCAACAUACUGUCAGUAUGUUACCUGAGUUGCCGAACAUAAUGUGAUCACCGAGAUUCGGAUGAUGGUACUUUAACAGCACCAUUUUAAAAUGAGAAUAAUUGCUUGAUUAAUUACUCAUUCUCUUCCCCACAGUAUAAUUCCACUUCAGUUCGCUACUGUGACACAAGUGCAGUACUAGAGAGAAAUUGCCAAAGGAUAGAACGGUGUACCUAGAAAGGACAAUCCCAUUGCCAUGAUGAUUUGAAGGAUAUGGCCAUGCCUUCUGGGCCAUGUGUAUGUGUUUGUAUGUGGGAGUCUUUUUGCAUAAGAGGCUGCUUAUCAGAAUGCUCUGUUGCCUCACUAACUUUCACACAAUUUCCCUUUGCAAUGUCUAUACAGGACAGAUGUCACAAAGGAAAUUGUGCCUCCCCAUCCUUCAGGCAAUGUCCCCUUGAAGCUCUCAAGCAUAAUGUUGCUUUCCCUUUCAGUAAAAUUACUCAAAGAGGAGGAGCAACGGCAUGCCAAAAAACAAUUGAGAGAAGCUGUGGGAAUGUGGAACUGAGCUGGCAUGGACUAUUCUCUUGGACUAGGAACAAUAAACAUAUGUUGUUAUGUUAGAAACAACCAACAAAUAUUAA
Molecule: messenger RNA, 2915 nt
Organism: Podarcis muralis (Common wall lizard)
Lineage: Eukaryota; Metazoa; Chordata; Lepidosauria; Squamata; Lacertidae
Gene: PRELP
Product: proline and arginine rich end leucine rich repeat protein
Cellular component (GO): extracellular exosome
Molecular function (GO): protein binding; heparin binding
Source: RefSeq, a predicted model, not a curated record